Amphibalanus amphitrite is the source of this 1898-nucleotide messenger RNA. RefSeq lists its product as uncharacterized. The transcript is spliced from 2 exons. NCBI's taxonomy places the organism in Eukaryota, Metazoa, Arthropoda, Thecostraca, Balanomorpha, Balanidae. The record is from RefSeq and is a predicted model, not a curated record. Bases 222 to 1898 code for a protein of 558 amino acids.
CUUUCGGCGAUACUGCCAGAUGCUACUUACAAGAGGCGUGUCAAGUAUUACAGGACAAUAUAUAUGUGCUAAAUGAAGAACGAAGUGGACUUCGAUUGGAACGUCAGGAAGAAGAAAAACUGAACAAACUAAACAACGAACAACGAACACGAUUAAAACGAAAACUUGAAGACCUGUGCAAAAACAGCCCAUGGAAAGAGGCAGGUAACGUCGACAUUGUUAUGAACUUAUCAUCGCGAACGCUAAACGACUACGAAUCCGAAGCCUUAGCUCUUGGACUCAAGUUUGAUUCCGGAAGAGAUAAGUAUUCGUUUGCGGAUCAUGUGGAAAGGAAUUACAGAUGGAAUGAUAGCGACGUCGAGAAGGGAUACAUCCAAGGGAUUUUGACGUGCUGUAAAGCUUUGUCAGAUAAACAACCGGGUAGCCUACCUAGAAGAUAUUUAAAGGCGCUGCGGGAUUUGGCCAACGAUAGUGGUAUCAUAGUAACCCAAGCCGAUAAGGGCGGUGGAAUAGUGAUCAUGGAUAGAGCACAGUACAUUCAGAAGAUGCAAGAUUUGCUGAGCGAUAAAGAUACGUACGAAAAGAAAGGGUCUGGUUUCAAUGACAAAGAAAACAAAGUGUUCAACAAAGAAGCAAGAAAAAUCCUGAAACGGUCCGAACGGGGAAAGAAGUUACAGCAUGCCUUAGAGGAAGCACCCACCGCUCCAAAAAUGAGGGGUCUUCCUAAGGUACACAAAAGUGGUACUCCUAUGCGCCCAAUCACAUCCGGGAUAGGAAGUGCUCCACACAAGCUAGCAAAAAUAUUGGCAAAGCCAUUGACCAAUGCUUUGGGGUCUAUCAGUGGAGCGCACAUCAAAAACACUGCGGAAAUGAUGGAAACGUUAAAAGAAGUACGACAAGUUGACGACAAAAAGCUAGCAAGUUUCGAUGUUCGGUCACUUUUCACAAAUGUUCCGGUCGAUGAAGCACUAGAAGCAAUAAAAGAAGUCGUCGAUGAAAUGGAUGAAAACGCUCUGCCGCUACCGAAAAACGAUUAUCUAAAGCUGGUGUCCAUGUGUAUGCACUUCGGAUCAUUUACAUUUGAUGGUAUCGAAUACCUUCAAAAGAGUGGACUGGCGAUGGGGUCACCUCUCAGUCCGGUGGCUGCCUGUCUAUUUAUGGAAAAGCUAGAAAAGUCAAAAUAUAGCAACAUUAUCGGAAGUGACUCGACCUGGAUACGUUAUGUUGAUGACGUCCUCGUAGUAGUACCGAAGAACAUGAAUUUAGAAGAUAAGUUACAAGAUUUGAAUGAGGUCCACGAAAAGAUACAAUUUACUAUAGAGAAGGAAGAAAACGAUGAACUGCAUUUCCUCGAUACAUGCAUCAUCAAAAGCGAGAGCCGUUUCAAAUUCAAAGUGUUCCGGAAACCAACCAGCAAAGAAGACUAUGUCCAUUUCUACUCAGGUCACAGUGAGAAAGUAAAAAGUGGAAUAGUGAUUGGGUUCUUUUUGCGUGCUUUUCGUGUAUGCGACGACGAAUAUUUACAAGAUGAGAUCGAGCAUAUCUACUCUUCGUUUAUGAGGCUCAAGUACCCAAAAGGAUUUUUGAUCAAACAAAAAGAAACGGCCAAGAAGAUAAGAAACAGGUCUCAGAGGGAAGCGAGGCCAAAGUCGAAAAGAUGGAUAACGAUUCCGAACUCGAAAGAAGCCAACGAAAUAUCACGAACUCUACAGAAGGGAGGUGUGAACGUGGCGAUCAGUUCUGGAAAGAAGAUAGGCGAACUGAUCGAACGACGUAAAACGAAACAUGGUUCCGAAGCGAAUGCGAAAAGUGUUGUGUAUGAAAUUCCAUGUAAGGGGUGUGGACAAAGUUACGUAAAGUUUUGUUACAAGUUUGAGAUGCUGCUGGAUUUGAAGUAA